This is a messenger RNA of Eimeria tenella, 270 nucleotides long. RefSeq lists its product as uncharacterized. The record is from RefSeq and is a predicted model, not a curated record. The transcript has a single exon. NCBI's taxonomy places the organism in Eukaryota, Apicomplexa, Conoidasida, Eucoccidiorida, Eimeriidae. Bases 1 to 270 code for a protein of 89 amino acids.
AUGCGGGAGAGCCCCAAGGCGCAGCGGCUGCUGCGGGACUGGGGCAGCCUGGCGCGGGUGGUGGCACUGCCGCUGAGCAAGAGUCCGGAGUUCCGCGAGGAAUUCCGGACUCUUGCUGCCCAUCCCCCUGGUGGCCUACCGGGGUGCUUCCAAGGAGGACCCCGUGCUGCAGCUGUACCCUGGGGCAAGGCCAGCAGCAGCGCUCCGUUCAGCAGCUACGGGGGCCCCGACGUGGCUGCUGCAGAAUUUGCUUAUUGGGUGUUGGCUUAG